AUGACAAGCUCUCUUCCACCUGUGGCUAUUCCAGGGCAACGCCUAGGCCCUGUCUCUGCAUAUCUCUCAGGACCAGGCACGCAUGUUCAGCAAUCCAACAUCUACGCCUCCAUCGCCGGCCCUGUCAUCGUUGAUCCCGCCCAGUCAAAGACAGAAAAUAAAUCAACUCUGCGAGUGUCCCGAGUGACUGCAGGUGUAAACCAAGCAGUUUCAGCCCCUGUAGUUAGCUCUGGCACCACACCUGCCGCAAAGCAGAAGACAAGAUACAACACUCUGCCCGCUGUUGACUCCAUUGUCCUCGCUCGGGUUACUCGCGUGCAGAAGCGUCAAGCCACCGUCUCUAUUCUUGUCGUUCUCGAUGAUGUCCAAGCACAGAGCACCGAUCCUGCUCAUGCCACCUCGGACAACGACAACGUCGCCUCCAUUCUCACCUCCGCCGCUAAUCCGGAAAACCAUAGCAGCACGGAUGAGCUGCGCUUCCAGGCACUCAUCCGUAAGGAGGAUGUCCGUGCUGUCGAGAAGGACCGCGUGGUUAUGGACGAGAUGUUCCGCGUUGGCGAUAUUGUCCGCGGGUCGGUGAUCUCGCUCGGCGACCAGAGCUUCUACUACCUCACCACGGCCCGGAAUGAUCUCGGCGUGGUCAUGGCCCGCAGCGAGGCUGGAAAUAUGAUGUUCCCGAUCAGCUGGAAGGAGAUGCGUGACCCUGUCACCGGGCUCGGUGAGCAGCGGAAGGUUGCGCGGCCAUACUGA
This is a messenger RNA of Penicillium macrosclerotiorum, 750 nucleotides long. RefSeq names its product exosome non-catalytic core subunit CSL4. Gene Ontology annotation, biological process: RNA processing. The record is from RefSeq and is a predicted model, not a curated record. Gene Ontology annotation, cellular component: nuclear exosome (RNase complex); cytoplasm. Gene Ontology annotation, molecular function: RNA binding. The coding region runs from base 1 to 750 and encodes 249 amino acids. NCBI's taxonomy places the organism in Eukaryota, Fungi, Ascomycota, Eurotiomycetes, Eurotiales, Aspergillaceae. The transcript has a single exon.